Molecule: messenger RNA, 2569 nt
Organism: Amphiprion ocellaris (clown anemonefish)
Lineage: Eukaryota; Metazoa; Chordata; Actinopteri; Pomacentridae
Product: methylmalonate-semialdehyde dehydrogenase [acylating], mitochondrial-like
Exons: 12
Coding region: 119-1699 (526 amino acids)
Biological process (GO): L-valine catabolic process; thymine catabolic process
Cellular component (GO): mitochondrion
Molecular function (GO): methylmalonate-semialdehyde dehydrogenase (acylating, NAD+) activity; malonate-semialdehyde dehydrogenase (acetylating, [NAD(P)+]) activity
Source: RefSeq, a predicted model, not a curated record
UACCGCCGCUCUGUCCUCCGAUUCACUCCUGAUAGCUGAAGUUCUUUCCACUCCUGCGGUCUGUGGGUCGCUUGAAGGGCUUCGGAGCAGGACUAAAACAAACACCAGGCUCUUCACAAUGGCAGCAAUUCUCCUCCGCUCUCUUUUAAACAAGAAGGCCCCCUUACAGCUGGGUCGCAUGUGCUACUCUUCCUCCUCAGUGCCCACCACCAAGCUGUUCAUAGAUGGCAAGUUCGUCGAGUCCAACACGUCUGAAUGGCUCGACGUUCACAACCCGGCCACUAAUGAAGUUGUAGGACGAGUUCCCAAAGCGACCCAGGAGGAGAUGCUGGCGGCUGCAGACUCCUGCUCCAGAGCCUUCCACUCCUGGUCCGAAACCUCCAUCCUCAGCAGGCAGCAGAUCUUCCUGCGCUACCAGCAGCUCAUCAAGGACAACAUUAAAGAGCUGGCUAAAAUCAUCACCUUGGAGCAGGGCAAGACUCUCGCUGAUGCAGAGGGGGAUGUAUUCAGAGGACUGCAGGUGGUAGAGCACGCCUGCAGCAUCACCUCCCUCAUGCUGGGUGAAACUUUACCCUCCAUCACAAAGGACAUGGACACCUACACGUACCGCCUGCCCAUCGGAGUGUGCGCCGGCAUCGCCCCCUUCAACUUCCCCGCCAUGAUCCCCCUGUGGAUGUUCCCCAUCGGGAUGGUGUGCGGCAACACCUACCUGAUGAAGCCGUCGGAGCGGGUCCCAGGCUGCACCAUGCUCCUGGCCAAGCUGCUGCAGGACGCCGGGGCACCAGAUGGCACGCUCAACAUCAUCCACGGGCAGCAUGCAGCUGUGAACUUCAUCUGUGACCAUCCAUCCAUUAAAGCCAUCAGCUUCGUGGGCUCCAACCAGGCCGGAGAGUACAUCUACGAGAGGGGUUCCAAGAACGGCAAGAGAGUCCAGUCCAACAUGGGUGCCAAGAACCAUGGUGUGGUGAUGCCUGAUGCCAACAAAGAGAACACCAUCAACCAGCUGGUGGGCGCUGCUUUUGGAGCAGCUGGUCAGCGCUGCAUGGCUCUGUCCACGGCUAUUUUUGUUGGGGAGUCUCGUGAAUGGCUGCCAGAGCUGGUGGAGCGCUCCAAAUCUCUGCGCGUCAACGCAGGCGAUCAGCCCGGGGCAGAUGUGGGACCCCUGAUCUCUCCUGAAGCAAAGGCCAGAGUGGAGUUUCUGAUCCAGAGUGGGGUGGACGAAGGCGCCAAGCUGCUGCUGGAUGGAAGGAAUGUCAACGUUAAAGGAUACGAGAAUGGAAACUUUGUGGGACCAACCAUCUUGGGUAACGUUAAGCCGGACAUGAAAUGUUACAGAGAGGAGAUCUUUGGACCGGUUCUUGUCGUCCUGGAGGCCGACAGCCUCGACGAUGCUAUUUCUUUAAUCAACAGCAACCCUUACGGCAACGGCACGGCCAUCUUUACCACCAACGGCGCUACAGCGCGUAAAUACACACAUGAAGUGGACGUUGGCCAGAUCGGUGUGAACGUCCCCAUCCCCGUCCCCCUCCCCAUGUUCUCCUUCACCGGCUCCAGAGGUUCAUUCAGAGGAGACACCAACUUCUAUGGCAAACAGGGCAUCCAGUUCUACACUCAGAUCAAGACUGUGACUUCACAGUGGAAGGCUGAGGACGCUACUCUGACAAGCCCAGCCGUUACCAUGCCAACCAUGGGACGCUAAGCUGAACCGACCCGUCAUCCGUCAUGCAACCUUCAGUGACUUCUUUACAUGCCUUACUGAGAAGAAGCCCAAGGAGGGAUUGGAACAAAGGUUACUGCUGAGGUAUAUUCAUACUGGGGGAUUAUUAGCUGAACAUCCUGGACUCUGUUGCUGCACAAAUCACACUUUACACCUGCUUUAGAGCCAGGGAAGGAGAUAUAAUGUACGGGGCUCAUUUCCUGUGCUGACCGGGGGGGAUCAUGAGUUAAUCGUGGUCAAAUAUUUUUCACAAUCCGUUGAGUGCUGUGGCGUCACAUUUCUUAAAAACCUUGAGGAGGAAAAAAAAAAUCGCAGGGAUCAGGGAUUCUGCUGCUCAGCAAAUGUCUUCCACCAGUGUCCCCUGUGGUUCAUUACUCUGCUGUGUGUAAGAUAAUGGGGCAGAUACUUGAAUGUUAGAUGUGAAUGGAAGAAACAUCCGAACAUGAACACAGCCACUUUAUCACUCCAUUAAAACUGAAAUAAUAGUUGCAGCUGUUGUCCUCUAGAUGUGUCUCUACCGGUGUUGGGGUUAGUGUGUCUCCUGUGUGUCAGAUUAAGGAUUUUUUACUGCCCUGUCAAAGUAGCACUUGUGGUCACGAAUGGUAUAAAGGGUUACAUUGGAGUGUUUUACAUGUUAGGAACUUGAAUUGUAUUCUGUAUUAACAUUAUGCUAAAAUUUCCGAAGUGAAACUGUUGGUAGUUGUGCUGCAGUAACAGUUUGUACUAGAUUUAUUUUCAUCAAAGCGACUUUAAAGCUCGUCCCCUUCACUUCCCUCUGACCCCUUGGGCCCACAGAUGAAGAGAAACAGCGGGGAUGUUUGAGACUGUUCAAAUAAAGACACUGUAAUUUCA